This is a messenger RNA of Pollicipes pollicipes, 5104 nucleotides long. Its product is annotated as ubiquitin carboxyl-terminal hydrolase 47. Gene Ontology annotation, biological process: protein deubiquitination. The record is from RefSeq and is a predicted model, not a curated record. The transcript has 21 exons. Gene Ontology annotation, cellular component: nucleus; cytosol. NCBI's taxonomy places the organism in Eukaryota, Metazoa, Arthropoda, Thecostraca, Pollicipedomorpha, Pollicipedidae. Bases 127 to 3942 code for a protein of 1271 amino acids. Gene Ontology annotation, molecular function: cysteine-type deubiquitinase activity.
GUUUGGCUGACCCAGAGAGCGUGAUGGCAGGAAACUGCGGACGAACGGUUUUAAGACAUAAUUUUAUAUAAACUAUUCUAUUAAGAAGAGUGCUCAUUGCGGCUUCAGCUGUGAGCCUCCGGCACCAUGCCUGAGGCGCCCGCCGACGACGCGCCCGUCGCCUGGGCGCGCUGCUUCGUGCGCGACAUGACGUCACGGGGCUGCCUGGCCGGCAAGAUGACCAUCGACCUGGCCGGCACGGCCAAGGUGGCUACGCUUGUGGACGAGGUAUCGCGUCAGACCAAGUACGCGCCGGACGAGUUCCUCAUCUCGCAGCAGGUGGCGGCCGGCGGCGAGGCGCUGAUCCUGAACGACUACCUGAACUACACGGUGAUGGAGGUGGGCCUGGACACGGGUGGCCAGUCGCGAAACAACUUGAUCAUCACGGACGCCAGGCCGCGCCGCAAGCCGCGGCCGGCGCGCGGCCUCGACAGCGGCGACCACGCCGGACGCACCUCGCCCGUGGCGCCGGCAGCGGCCGGCGGCGCAGACGGAGGCGCCGACGCGCCGCCGGCCGCCCAUGAGCCACCCCCCUACACGUACGCCAGCGGCCUGAUCAAGAGCAACGAGACGGGUCACGUGGGCCUGGUGAACCAGGCGAUGACUUGCUACCUGAACUCGCUACUGCAGACCCUCUUCAUGACCCCCGAGUUCAGGAACGCCAUGUACAGCUGGGAGUAUGACGGCUCCUCCGAGGACGCCGCCAAGUCAAUCCCAUACCAGCUGCAGAAGUUGUUUGUCAACAUGCAGACCACCGACCGUCUGGCGGUGGAGACCACCGAGCUGACCUACUCGUUCGGCUGGGACAGCAGCGAGGCGUGGCAGCAGCACGACAUCCAGGAGCUCUGCCGCGUCAUGUUUGACGCGCUCGAGGUCAAGUUUAAGGAUACCGAGCAGCACGACCUCAUCUCGCGCCUCUACGAAGGCAAAAUGAUCGACUACGUCAAGUGUUUGGAAUGCGGCACGGAGAAGGCGCGCGGCGACACCUACCUGGACAUCCCGCUGCCGAUCCGGCUGUUCGGCGCCACGUCCGCCUUCAGCAGCGUGGAAGAGGCGCUGCGCGGAUUCGUGAAGCCGGAAAUUCUAGACGGAAACAAUCAGUAUCAUUGCGACAACUGCGCACGCAAGUGUGACGCGCACAAAGGUCUCAAGUUCAAGACGUUUCCGUACCUGCUAACACUGCACCUCAAACGUUUCGACUUCGACUAUCAGACGUUGCACCGCAUCAAACUUAAUGACAGGGUGUCGUUCCCGGAGAUCCUGAACCUGAACAGUUUCGUGGAGCGCGUGCCGGCGGCGGACGGUGGCGACGGUUGCCGCUGCGACGACACGUCCACAACGGACAGCGGCGCCGUCCUGGAGGACGACACGCAUCUGCCGGUGGCCGCCGAGGGCGACGUGGGACAGGAGGACGAGGGUAUCGACUGCUCUACGGACAGCGAGACGCGUGCCAAUAACUGGCGGAACGCGGUGCGCGGCCCAUACGAGUACGAGCUGUUCUCCAUCAUGAUCCACGCAGGCAGCGCGUCCGGCGGCCACUACUACGCCUACAUCAAGGACUUCACCAGGCAGGAGUGGUUCUGCUUUAACGACCAGUCCGUGUCGCCGGUGACCCAGGAUGACAUCCGGAGGACUUACGGCGGCGGCACGCGCACUAGCAGCUACUCUUCCAGCACCAAUGCCUAUAUGCUCAUGUACCGACGUAUCGAUAAGGAGCACAACAAGCUGCCGUUGCUAAAAGACGAGUUUCCGGAGUGGAUUCAGAAGCUGUUGACGCGCAUGCGUGAGGGUGAGGACGAGGACCGCGCCAACAAAGAGCGCGAGCGCAGCAUGUGCAAGCUGACCCUGUUCGGUGUGCACCCGGUCAUCAAGACCACCGUCAGCACCGCGUUCCACGUCCACAAGGACAUGCUGCUGGAGGACGCGACUGAGCUGGGCUGGAAGAUGCUCGAGUUUGACAAGCACGUACCGCUGUCGCGGUGUCGUCUAGUCAAAUACGAUGAGCUGAACGACGCCAUCGAAGGGAGUCUGGAGCAGCAGGCCGGCCGCACCAUGGAGGAAGUGAUGGGAGGUGUACGCAGCACCUACAAGCUAGACCUGAUGCUGGACUGGCGCGCGGCAGACGCUGAGUUCGAGGUGUACGCGGCGGGCGACACGACGCUGCAGGUGCUGCGCGUGUCGGCGGCUACGGGGCGCGUCUCGGGACCCACUCCGCUGCGCGCCAACCUGGCGCAGACGGUGGCGGAGCUGCGCGCGGCGCUGGCGCUGCCCGAGGCGGCGCGACUCUGCCUGGCGCGCUAUUGCGGCGAUCUGCGGCCUCUGCUCAGCCCCGAACGCUCGCUCAGGCUGGAGGGCUUCCACAGGAACAGCAGGGUAUUCGUGUCGGAGGACGCCGAGGACGCGGACGUGCCGUUUACGUCGUCCGAGUUCUUCCGAUUGUGCGAUCGGUUCGAGCACACGAUCGGUCUUCAGGUGAUCGUGCCCAACACCGAUCAAGAGACGCUGGACAGACUGGCCAUUCCAUCGCUGGAGGAGGCGGCGCUGGCGGCCGCCGCCGAGCCGGACUCGCCGCCGGCCAGUCCCGAGCCGGCGGCCGACGACCUGCUGGGCGGCGCCAGCUCCGAUCAGAGUGCCUCCGAGGACAGCAGCGCCACCGACAGCGAGCGGACCCUGAUCGGCGGCCAGCCGACGGGGCGCGCCAGCUCGCCCCCGGCCACGCCCAGCAACUCGCCGGCCGGUUCCGACUACCAGAGCAUGCUCUCGCCGCAGGAGGAGGGGUACAAGGGCGUGGAAGUGGAGGGUGCCGCGGAGCCGGUGUACGGCCCCGGGCCAGCGCCCGAGCCCGAGCCGGCCAACGUCAGGCGAUACUUCGUCGUCGAGAAGUCUGUGCCGCAUGAAAACGGCUUUCUGUGGGACGUCCGCCUAGACAAUCGCAUCACCUUAGGAGGCUUUAAGAGGGAAAUUGAGGCAUUAAUCAAUGUGCACCGCGACUACUUCAAAAUACUCAAGAUCUACACCAGCAACCAGGAGUUCGAGUGCACGCGGCUGGACGACCAGCUGAUGACGCACGGCGACAAUGUAACAUUCGUGGCGCGCCUGUCGCGCCGCUUGCGGGACGGAGAGCUGCGCGGCAAGGUCUACAAGCUGGAGCCCAAUGCCACGGAGCCAAGCAAGUUCAUGUUCGAGUGGAUUCUUCGCAAGGGUAUGAGCAUCGAGCAAGCGAAGAAGGAGAUCCUGGCCGAACAGAAGUCCCGGCUGGGCGUUGACGUGCCCAUGUCCAGAUGCCGGCUGCGGAAGAAGAGCUGGAAGAACCCCGGCAAGAUUUACCUAGAUUCAUACAAGUUUGAUGAAGAAGUUCCUCUGUAUCCCAACUGGGAGAUUUUCGUUCAGGAGCUGCCGGAGCCGGAGCAGGUGCAACGGCACGGCCAGCUGGCGCUCUUCUGCCGUCGCUUCCACCCCAGUACCUACCAGUUGGACGACAUGCACGAGCUGGUGCUGCCGGAGUCGUCGGCGGCGGCCCUGCUUGGGGCGCUGGGCCAGCACGCUAGCCUGUCACCCGACAACAUCCGACUGGCCAAGCCGCCCGGCAGCUUCCCCAACGACUUUAACGCGCUGCUGGCGCCCACCGAGCUUGACUGGCUGCAGAAUGUCACCGCGCUGGAUGUCUGGCCGCUCAACAUCCUGGAGGACGGCUACGUGCUCUACUACAAAGAUGGCACCGAGCCCCUGGCCGAGCUGAACGAGCAGCAGCGGCGCGAGAUCAGCCAGCGCGAGACGGCUCGGCUGCAGGCGCGUUCGGCGCUCGGCUCGGCGCUCGGCUCCUCCGGCUCGGCGGCGGCCGCGCCGCGCCGCGAACGCGGCCUCAAAAUCCACGUGGACAUUCAGCCAGCCGCCGGCGACUAGAACGGUCGCGGCCGACCGGCCGGCCGAUGGCUGUGUGUGGUCUGUCUUUGGUAUGUGCGACGGCAUCGGCUGGGUGGCGCGGACUGGCGUCGCGGACCCGGUGGGUAGCUGUGCCGGCAUCCCGUGCUGCCGGCCAGUCCGGGGGUCGGGCAGACGUGGACGGCUCGGCGGACGUGCUGCUGACGGCGCCGGGUGUGCCGCGACCCUGCGCGGGCCGACCGUGAGCCGUGCGCGGAGAAGUGUGCCCUCCCGCCGGGCGCUGUUCUGCCUUAGUGUGUACAAACAGCGCGCCGCUAGUCCGGUGGGCACCGGUCGGAUGGAGGGCGGCGGCUGUGCUCCGCGCCAGUCGGCUCGGCGGCGGCCUGUGUGAUAGCUGCUGCAGGGCGAGGCGGGGCAGUGGACGGGGGACAGCCGGGUCGGCCGCGUGCCGCGCAGUCCGCCGCCGGCCGCCAGCAGGCCACCCGUCUAUCGAGGGCAAUCAAGCUGCCUGCGCAGCCGACUCGCGGCCCCGGCUGAGACCGACGCCGACACGUGUUCAGACCGAAUUGUGGCAUUCGUAACAUGCGUCGGCUCAAUCUGAGUACGGUAUGCGUGGCGGGUCGGCCCGGUUCGGCUUCUGUGUGUGCUAUCAGUUAACAGUCCGUGUUAUGCGAGGGCGCCGGGCUGGCGGCGACGCUCCCGGCGGGGACCCGUUCGGGGUAAUGGUGUCUGUGUCCGCGGGCCAGCCAUCAGCUUGCCGGCGGGGACCCAUUCGGGGCAGUGGUGUCUGUGUCCGCGGGCCAGCUGUUAGCCUGCCGGCGGAUGUUGGGAUGACGGGCGAAAUCACAGCAGCGAUCGCCGCACUCUGUCUAACACAAAUCAAUUCAAUUACGAUGAGUGACCACGUGGUUCGCUUUCGCCGGGACUCGUGCGCUUCUUUCGUAACGGUCGGCUGGCGCUGCUCAGUUUUCUGUCGUUCGCCUAAUUUGCCUCUGAAUGGGCACCUGCUGCGAUGCAUCUGUAAUAAAGUGACUCGAGUUUUGGCGCUAGAUUGUUCCUCUUUGCCCAUUCUGCUUGAUAAUAGGCAGCACAGCGUUCACCGUUUCGACGCCAAAGAAAGAACAUGUUGAGCCGUAAUGGCCUGUUCUUUGUUUGUAUUCUGUUAAUAUACCGGUUGACUGAC